This is a messenger RNA of Beauveria bassiana ARSEF 2860, 1485 nucleotides long. RefSeq names its product RNase H domain containing protein. The coding region runs from base 1 to 1485 and encodes 494 amino acids. The record is from RefSeq and is a predicted model, not a curated record. The transcript has 2 exons. Lineage: Eukaryota; Fungi; Ascomycota; Sordariomycetes; Hypocreales; Cordycipitaceae.
AUGGCAACAGAAGCGCCUUUGAAUAUCAUCGCUGUCGUCAAGCUGGCCAUGAGCCUGCGAGAGCCCCCGUGUAUGGCUCAGAUAGAGGGUCCACCACUCUUGGGGAGUUUCAACAAAGUGGUGAUUGUCAAGUUUGACGAUGACCUGAAAUGGGCCUUUCGCACUCCACGACCCGACGGAGCUGGAAAGGGUUUGCCCGCUGUACUCUUGUGUGAGCUGAUGAGGAGCGAAGUGGCAACGCUCGACUAUCUCGCCCGCUACAGCAGCAUACCCGUGCCCCGAAUUAUUCACCACAGUUGUACCGAUGUGAAUUCCAUAGGCGUCCCGUACAUUCUGAUGACCGUCGCACCCGGCGUGCCUUUUGCAGAGCACCUGAGCCGUGUACGCCUUGUCGGCGGUCAGAACCCGUCCGAUGCCGCUGCACGAAUCUUGAGGCAACUAGGAAAAAUCAGUUUUGAUUUGUCAAACCUCAGGUUCGACAAGAUAGGAUCCCUGUGGAAGAAGGACGACAGCUUUGGAGUGGGCGAAAUACGGGCACCGGCCUUUGUUACCCAAGACCGCUACGCUCUCUCCAUGGAAACGCAACGGGGCCCCUUUUCCACAGAGCAGGACUACUACAAGGCGCUGAUGGAUGCCCUUUUCGGACAUGUUCAGGACCUGUACAUGAGCAAUCAUUUCUUUCGCGGCCCGGCUCCGGACCCAGCAGAUUAUCCAGACGCGGACAACUACGAUCUCGUUCUGGAUCGCUGGAACGAUUUCAUGGCCGUCGGUGACAAGAUUGACAGCAGCGAAAAUCGCAUCCAGUACCACACAGCGGGUAAAAUUAUCCAGGAUAUCAUCCCCCAGUUCAGCGUACCUGAAGAUGACAGUGGUUUCCCACUUGGCCACGCUAAGCUUAGCAGCAAGAACGUUUUUGUCGACAUAAAUGGCAACAUCACCUGCAUCGUCAACUGGCAGUAUUCCUCGACCAUGCCACUGGGGCAGCUGCUCAUGACACCCGCGUUAACGAACCACCGAUGCCAGCCCUCCAUCACAGACCAUACGGCCUUUCGAGACGGUUUUGACGCUGCAGCAAAGGAUACCGUCAUUCGGCCUCCCGUCUCUUGGCUCUUGACCGAGGUGCUGUGGCAGUACAUGCGAUGGGUCAGUCUUGACAGCUACAACGACUUUGGCCUCUUUGAAGCGCUCCUCAAGUGGCACCCCGAGCUUGCCGGUCGGGAUGAUCUCCGGUUGAUUGAUGAGCUACGAGGCAGAGCGGACAUUAUAGAGGCAAGGGAACGUCUCAAGGAAGGGGAGCGCGGGUUGAUCGAGAUGUUGAGGGACGAGAACGCGUACUUUGAUGCGUUCAGAUACGGCGCCAAGAUACGCCGCAUUGCGAAAAUACUGACGGAGAGAUUUGUUUCGAGACCUCAGGUGCUCGGAAGGGAGUUUUGGAUGGCAAGUUUGAGUGAAGACUUUGGAAACGCCAACGGGCCCCGGAACUAG